AGAUGAAUCGGGAGAAGUUGAUGAAGAUGGCUAACACUGUCCGCACUGGCGGAAAGGGUACAGUUAGAAGAAAGAAGAAGGCUGUGCACAAGACCAAUACAACUGAUGACAAGAAGCUCCAAAGCACUCUCAAGAGAAUCGGUGUUAAUUCAAUCCCAGCUAUUGAAGAAGUUAACAUCUUUAAGGAUGAUGUUGUUAUUCAAUUCACCAACCCCAAGGUUCAAGCUUCAGUUGCUGCAAACACAUGGGUUGUUAGCGGCUCUCCUCAGACCAAAAAAUUGGAAGAUAUUCUUCCUCAGAUUUUCAGUCAACUCGGACCAGACAACAUGGAAAAUCUGAAGAAGUUAGCAGAGCAGCUCAAGAAGCAACCUCCUCCUGGUUCAGCAACCGUUCAAGAGGAUGACGACGAUGAUGUCCCAGAUCUUGUAGCUGGUGAGACAUUCGAAGCUGCUGCUGCUGCUGAAGAGAAAGUAGCUGCUGCUGCUUCUUCUUAGAGAGAAAAGAGCGAGAUCACAACAACAAAAGAAUUUGAUGCACUCUAUUACACAUCUUUUUGUUUGUUUGCUCCGUUGUUGUAGUGUUUAAAGUUUUUUUGACCAGAUAUUUUUGUCCUCAAGAUAAUUAUUUAAAGUUUUUAUCCAAUUGUUUGAUGUUCUAAAGCCC
Molecule: messenger RNA, 663 nt
Organism: Eruca vesicaria subsp. sativa (arugula)
Lineage: Eukaryota; Viridiplantae; Streptophyta; Magnoliopsida; Brassicales; Brassicaceae
Source: the annotation of a GenBank genome assembly